Messenger RNA from Solanum dulcamara, 597 nucleotides. RefSeq lists its product as uncharacterized. The transcript has a single exon. The coding region runs from base 1 to 597 and encodes 198 amino acids. The record is from RefSeq and is a predicted model, not a curated record. NCBI's taxonomy places the organism in Eukaryota, Viridiplantae, Streptophyta, Magnoliopsida, Solanales, Solanaceae.
AUGGAUUGCAUGGUAUUUCCCACUAGAUUUGUCAGAUGGGUGAUUGAGUGUGUCUACCCUGUAUCCUAUUCUUUGAUGAUUAAUGGAGAGCUUACUCCAUGCUUUGAUGCUGCUAGGGGAUUACAAGGGGACCCCAUGUCUCCAUUUCUCUAUGUUAUUGUGAUGGAGUACCUCAGUAGAAAUCUGAAAGAACUCGGCACAGAUACACAAUUUAAACAUCAUCCCAAAUGUCAAAAAUUGGACAUCACAUAUCUCAGCUUUGUAGAUGAUUUAUUGAUGUUUGUCAAAGGGGAUCUUGCAUCAGUGUCACUACUUCAUGAGAAGUUUGCAAUCUUCACAGCAGCCUCACGACUUCAGGCAAAUUUAACAAGAAGUGCAAUCUAUUACGGAGGAGUUGAAUCAAAUACAAAAAGCUUAAUUCAAAAUGUCGUAGGGUCCACUCAAGGUGCUUUGCCUUUUAAGUACUUUGGUAUACCGCUAGAUACCAAGAAGCUUAGCUUAUUGCAAUGGCAACCUUUGAAUGAUACUGUGGUGGCCAAAAUAACAUCUUGGACUGCAAAGAAACUGUCUUAUGCAGGCAGAAUUCAAUUAGUCUAG